AUGGAUAGUGAAUAUGUACCAGUAUCCAAAGAAUUCAAGAUUCAUGUCUUUCGAAGGGAUGGAAGCGUGUUGAAUGAUAUAAGACAGAGAUCCGGAGCAAUAAUUACAUCCAGAGAUAGAGAAGAAGGAGUUGCUGUGAGCGGAAAUGACCAGCAGAGAGAAACUGCAAAAAGACUAAUUUUAGAAAAAGAGGUGAGUUGAUACUUUACAUAUAAAUGAUGCAAUAACAAAAAUAUAAUACCCAUAUAAAAAGAAAAAUUCUGAAUACCAUAUCCUUUAUUUCCAGAUUAGUUUCUAUGACCUGAAUCCUUUCCUAAUUAGAUGUUCGAAAGGUAAUUGUUGAACAGUGUAUGAAUUUUUUCAUUAACGUCGGUAAUUAUGAACAUAAUUGAACUCGUUUUUUCAUUCGAAUGUUAUUGAGUGUCCACGAAUGCUGUUUAGAUUAGAUCUACUGACACGCGAGCUGCAAGUCACCGCCUUUUUUCUUCGCAGGAGGAACUGGUGCUAACCACUAGGGAGAAAGUGGAGAUUCCAACCGAGUACAAAGGCUUUGUGAUUGGAAAGUACGGAGCUAAUCUUCUCAGGAUAAGCAAAGAAACAGGGGCAGAAGUGAUCCGUGAAAGAGGAGAGGUGUAUAUUAUUCGGGGAAACAAGCAACAAAGGGAUCAGUCAAAGUUGCUUAUUAAACGCAGAGUGGUAGGUAGUUUGGAUAAAUUUUGUUUGCCCUCAAUCAAUAAAUCGUCAGUUACGCAGGGUAGAAAAUUCUGUGAGUCUUUUAUUGAGCUUUAACCAGUUUUGUUUGUUACGACAAUGUCGUUAUAAUUUUUCUUGCAAUACUAUUACUAGAGGUGCAAUUGUGUUAUUUGUUCGUGUUCCCGAUAUUUUUGCACAUGCUCAAGCUCAAAAGCAUGCCAAAUGUGGUUCUCAUUAUCAUACUCGAUAACGUUAAUACAGAAAAAGUAAAGAAAUGAACAAGUGCACCCUACUUCAAGAAGGGUACACUUGUAAUUGUUGCACGUGCUCCAAAAAAAUGACAGGGUUUAUUCAAUAACAACUUGCAAGUGAUGAGUUGAUGUUUUUCUCAUAAACGACGCGGUAACAAAAUAAAAUACCUAAAAAGAAUACUGGAUACCACACCCUUUAGCUCCAGAUUAGUUUCUAUCGGGUAAGUCCUUUCCUGAUUGGAUGUUCAAAAGGUAAUUACAGAGUAUGAAUUCGUCAAUGAAAGAAGGUGAUUAUGAACAUAAUUAGACUCGUUUUGUUCAUUCGAAUGUUAUAGAAUGUCCACGAAUGCUGUUGAGAUUAGAUCUACUGACUGCUGCAAGUCACCGCCUUUUUUCUACACAGGAGGAAAAAGAGGUAACCAGAUGGGAGAAAGUGGAGAUUCCAACCGAAUACAAAGGUUUGGUAAUUGGAAAGCAGGGAGCUAGUCUUCUCGAGAUAAGCAAAGAAACAGGGGCAAAGGUAACUCAUGGAAGAGGAGAGGUGUAUAUUAUUCAGGGAACCAAGAAACAAAGGGAUCAAGCGAAGUUGCUUGUUAAAAGUAGAGUGGUAGGUAGUUUGGAUAAAUCUUUGUUUGCCCUCAAUCAGUAAGUUUUGUUCAUUCAAUUCUUUGAGUCUUUUUUUAAACUCAAACCAAUUUUGUUCGUUACGACAAUGUCGUAAUUAUUUUUCUCGCUAUAUUAUUACCAGAGGUGCAAUUGUGUUAUUUGUACGUGUUCCAGAUAUUUUUGCACAUGCUCAAGCUGAAAGGCAUACCAAUUUUUCCUCUAUCUAGGUGCCCGAGAGGAUUUUCCUCAAGGUCUAACUGUGCGUGUGCGUUUUUUUCUCUUUUUCUCCCCUUCGUUAUUAUUUUGUUUUAAUCUACCACUACAUCUACUUCGUAUAUCUGUGUUGGCAGAUGUUUAAGAUAACUGCAGGUGCAAAAAAAUGAAUAGUGUAACAUUUGAUAACCACCUCCAAUCCCCCUUCUUUCACUGAAAAGCAUUAAAAACGUACAAAGGAGCUUAUUAUUUUCAGGCUUUAGCAAGACGUAGGGGCUCAAAAAACAAUAGAAAUACAGUCAGCUGUUUCUUUGACGGUCGGAAUAUUUCCGAGAACUGUAAACUGAAUCUGGAGCGAGUGUUCCCUGGGUCUUAUACGCACUUCCGACCACAACCUUCAAAAGAAUCCAGCCUACAGGAUUGCACUUGUGUAUUUCAAUUUGAGGUCUAAACAAGAUGUCAAGCGAGUAAAUUAUUAGUAGACAAUUUAAAAGGAAUGAAAUGGGGUCGUGGUUAGGCAACGCGUAGUUUGUCAUGGCUGCAAUAUAGCCCUGUUUUCCAACUCAUUUAUUAGACUAACAGGGGGAAAUAGAGAUUAGUACUUUUGAGGAAGUAAAAAAUUCCAUGCGGAUAUAAAGGUGAUAAUUGGUAGGCACGGAGCACGGAUAUCAUCAAGUUUCUCUUUUUUGUGCGGCAGCUACUCCCAGGCUUGUGAUGUCCGUUUUUCUGGCUUGGUAACAGAAUCUUUGCAUGCUGUGGUCAGUAAUGAAAAAGGAAGGUUUUGUCAUCCUGCCAUCUACAGUUGGGUUAACCUGAUCACAAAUAUAUGAAAAAUCACUAAGGAAGACUUCAAUUUCAGGUUAAAGCAAAACUAAGAGGGGUGAGGAACAAAUUUUAUAAUUACUGUGCCUUCAUUGAUGGCUGGAAUCUCUCUGAAAACUGCAAAUUGAAGUUGGUUUUAGUGCCUGGAAAAGAGGGGCAGUAUCGACUGAGACCUUCAAGUGAAGAAGGCCAACAGGUGUGUCGUCCUUAAUAUACUUAUCGUUGGCAAAAACAGUAACAACUUUGUAUUAUAUGACUUUAUAUGGCACUAAAUGAGGCCCUUAUUAUGGGCUUGAUAUAAAACAUUUUGGACAAGGUAAUGUACACUUAUCACGGCAGUGUGUUCGAGAGUUGAACUUGUAUUCUGAUGGUCGCAGGCUAAAGUUCUCUACCCAUCUUCUUAAUGAAUUCAUUUUCGCGACUUUUGCACAGCCUUCCCGUUGGUCUCCUAUCCAUUAAAUGUAUGUAGACUAAGUGUUUUCAUUCUUUAAGGAUCACAACGAAAAGUACUGAGUCGCUAGUAUCUGUGCCACCUGUGUUAUUAAGUUUUGUUACCGACAAAAGAUAUCUGGUGGAAUCUACUUCUUAGUACCUUCCUUCUCCAUGGUGCCAAACAAAUGAAAUGUAGGUUUUGGAAAGAAAUAGCCCAAUCGUAAAUGUAUAAAAUUGAUUGUAUAGGGAAAUCUGGUCUAUAAAACCAGAGACCCAAGCCCUCAAAAAUUCAUGUUGUCAUCCACAAUCAAACCAGCUCAAGAAGACGGCCUCCUUAAAAUCAUCUUAUAUCGAAAUAACCCAAACGAUCAAAAAAUUUUCUUUUCCAUUUUCUUGUCGAGGUCUUCAUUCCGUUUUUGAGAAUUAGCUCUAUUCAUGUACCGUUCAAUGUUUUUGUCGAUAAAUCUCCCAUCAGCACGAGAAAGAGAACUUAUAUACAGUCUGAAAAUAAUCCCCGGGUCUCGUCAACGGUUUCUGUUUCUUAAUAUCAGGUGUUGCCUGAAGUCGUGAGGGUUAAAGGUGCUUCUCUUUUAUAGACGUCUUACAUGUAGUGCUGAUGACUAGCUGAAAGUUUAAGGAGAAACAUAGCUAAUGAAGCUACAAAUCCUCACCAAAAACCUUUUUUGGCAUUAGUAAGUUCACGGAAAGUAUCCUCAUUAAAGAUCCUGAAUAAAGCAAUGCAACGCUGUUAUAGUCAGACCAUGCUGAAGAAAAGCCAAUUGUAAAUCUACAUUUUUUGCUAGAUCUUCCUUAUUCUCAUGUAAUCAUAAUUGAUAUGAAGAUUGGCAAAACAAGUCUAUUAUGGUUACCGUCCAAUUUUGUUGUAUACUGAUGUCAGCCAGGCAGGAAACUUUUGUACUCUUUUGUUAUCAGAAAUCUGUGAGCGACUCGCGUUAUUUGUCCAAACUUCAAGACGCUGUGUUGGAAUCACUCCGCAAAAUGAAAGGCCAUGAAGAAGUAAAGAAUCCUGUAGAGGCUGAUAUCUGGUGUCAUUUUGGAUCGGCUGUGAUCCGCAGACCAAGUGAAGGUAGGUAACCCGUAGGACAUAAGAAAACGUGUCCGUUUCAAGUUUUGAAAUAUACCAUGUACAUCUGUAUACCCAUAGAAAACCAAAACAUCUUCCCGUCUUGUGAAAUGGAACCACACGGGAAAAUUCCCAGGUUUAAAUUUGUUAAAGGCCUUUAGUUUGGAGGACACGAUGAAGACACUUUGAACGCAAAAAAAAGCAACGACAAAUAUUUAAUUUUUCUAGCAUUAUAAAAUUUUCUGUUUUCUUAUUUACAUGAGAAGAAAAACGACCCGCAAAUUAAAUGUGCAUUCAAGAUUUUUGGCAAUUCCAUUUUUGCUGUCCGCGAUUUCAGCUUUCAUUUCAUUGUUUUUGCCAAGUUUAAGCGUUUCAAGUACUUGUUGUAAAUUUUAACGAGACUCCAUGAAAGUUUUAAUUCAAGCUGAGGCAAUAGAAACAAAUUUUGUUGAAGGAAAAUAGUGAACCACUAGUAAAAAAAAAAAGCUGGACGGUAUUUGAAUCAUUUCACUAGGCUCGAAGUUGUUGUCUUUCGAUUUCGCCGCUUUUGUCGUGGUGCGGUCAAACUAUGUUAGUAAUGAAUUAAAAGUUAAGUUCUCAUAAUCGAAAUAUAUUUCACCGGUUGAAACUCUACACCUGGCCCUUAUUUCGCCGAAAAAACCUCCAGAGCUUAUCAAAACUGCUUCCUAGGCUUGCAAACUUAAAAACUUUCUAGUUUGACUAGGAAUUAAAGAUAUGAUGUUAGACCCAACUUACACGACACAGUGUGUUUACCACUUUAUCACAUCUUAGAAAUCACCAAAUUCAGUCGCUCAAGUGCAGGUUGUUUUAAUCAUAAAAAUAUUUAUUGAUCCAGUAUGAUUAGUUUCUGAAAACAAGCCCUGCAGUGAAGUUGUCUCAUUGGCAGGGAAAAAGUUGCGAUUACGAGCAUAAAAUGGUGCGAUUAGUAAAUAAUUCGCCCUGAUGAGAGCCAAUCGGAUUUGCAAGGAUCAACGGUGAUUUCAUUUGAAAUGGAUAUAAUUAAGUGUAUUAUUACUGUUAUUAUCGCUAAGUAUGGAAUAAUUGUUAUUUUCAUCAUCAUCAUUAUUUACUAAUCUAACGCAAUACCUUUCCUUCCUCUUACACACUCAAGCAUUCAAAUCAAAGGUGUUCAAAUUUGUGAUUAUCAACAAUACAAACUAAGCUCAAUUAAGCUCUGUUUCCCGUCAGGAGAGUGGAGUAUAGAUGAUGCGACAACAAGAUUUGAAUAUUCUGCCGAUGGAGAUUAUUGGAAAGUUACACUUCAAGAAGGCGUGGAUUUCAUGGCAGAUUUAUUCGAGAAUUAUUUCUAUGAAAAUACACCGAAAGAAUAUCGUGAUUACACCGCCAGAUUUGACUUAACAUUCCUUACUCCAUGCAGUCAUGAACUGAAAUGCAAGGUUAGUCAGUUCAAGGGUCUGAUUACAUGGGCGGCGACUCGCCCAAUUCCAACAUUGGCUUUUAUGAUGCUGUAAGCAAUUCAUCACACGAAGAAAACUUUUAAAAUAAUGGCUGAUGAAUAAAGAAAUGAAAGUCGAAUGAACUAAGGUCUUCUUAAUGUUGUACAUUAUGGGCAGUUUCGAAGAUGUUUCCUUGCACAGAAACAGCAUCAAAAGAAAGCUGAACCAAACCUUAAGGGCCGGUUACUUACAAUGGGUCUUACCCAAGGAAGCAGCGGACCUCAGUGAUUCUCUUGUGCAGGGAAGGUUGAUUUCAUCAAAUAAUUGUUCUUUCACUAUUAGCUAUUGGACCUCUUUACACUGUUCACAAAAGUAAAUGUUCAGAUAAAAGGUUGGGCUACAUUGAAGAUGGUUUAGAAUGCAGUUUUGUUAAACAACGGCUAAACUUUGUUAGCAUAACUGGUCUUAACAAUUUUGAAUAAGCACUGACUACACUAGAUUGCUUCGUGUCAAAACGAUAAAACCUUGGAGUAAGUUAGCUUAAUUAUAUUAUCAUUUAUAACAUAGGUAGUAAAUUUGUGUAAUCAAAUUCAAUUGCGCGAGCGUGCUUCACUGUACACGCUCAUGACGUCAGCAAACAAGUCCGUUGAGAAAAAAAAUUUUCCAUCGGGUUGAAAAUGUUAUAAAACAAUUGGUUCAUACGUCAGCUGUGCGUUCAUCGAGAUAUGAAGCACUUGGGAAGUUUGGAGAGCACUCAAGAAGCUAGAGUUGCUCUCAGCUAUGUCUCGAGAAACUCUUACACAUCUUUAAUGCUCUCCAAACUUUCCGCGUGCUUCAUACCUCGAUGAACGCAUGCUGACGAAUGAACCAAUUGUUAAAUAUCCAUUUAUGUUAAAUAUCUACUUAUUAAGCCACAGCAACUACACAACAAAACAUUUUGAAUGGGAAAGCUUAAGGAAUCCAUUAUUAGUUUCAAUAAUGAUUUUCCAAAAGCUUUUCAUACAUUCUGUUCAGGUCUGGGUAGUUAAAAAAGAUGCCAAGGAGAAGCUGAAAGAUAUCCCAACCCCAGCCGCUGACGUCAGGAGCAUCAUGGAAGAGAUUCACUUCACCGAUGAAUCCACUCGGUCACGAUGUCGAGGCUGGGUGGUUCUCCAGUCACGGAGAUAUUUGCAAGCCGAUAUUUUGUUUCCCGGGUGCGAGUUUGAUUGCAGACUUUUAAUCGAUGAACAUGCAGGUAUUUUCGUUACGUAAUGAAAUAAAAAAAAAUGUUAAGUCUACGAAUUACCUUUUACUAUUUCUCAAAUAUCUUGCAGUCUUGGAAUCUACACUGAAUCAAGAAAAAUAAAGACUUUCCACAUUUUAGUUUAUUUCAUAGGACUUUGAUUUUCUUCAAUGACGUAUUUUGAAAAACGAAUAUGGAGUUUUUUUUUAUUUCUACUCACCCGAUAUGUUGUGAGAUAUAUUUUAGCAGUUUGUUUACAUCACCACAAAAUUUAAAAUAUUGCUACACUCUUUCUUCUCAAAGAAGAACAACAGUCAGGGUUUAGGAAUCAGAAUGAUCGUGAUUUUGUUCAAAAAGGUCUCAAAAGAAGACCUGCUAAUGAGAAAUAAAGGAUUAAUUGGCUUCUUGAAAAGUUCUCUCUCGAUGUAUAUUUUAACAGGAAGGGCCAAAAAGGUAGAUUAUGCGCCCGACGAAGAAGUAAUACGCGUGUUAGCAAGAUAUCUAUCUGGGCUGAUUUUAACGGAUGAUGAACCGUUUGGCCUAAGACUCCCUGAGAAGGCGAUACCCAAGGGAUUUCAUUUGACUCAUGAGCGGCUUUCCAAAGGAAAUGUGUACACGUCUAAACCUGGUUUCACUGUCAUCCUGUCGAAAGAAAAAUCUUGGAGGGCUGAUGUCAAAGAUAGAGCAUUUAGAAAAACGGUAUCGACUCUGCUUCAUUUUGCCCAGUAAUAUAUGAUUUCCAUAAUUUUCGCCAUAAUUUCUUGACUCACUCUUGAAAUAUUUUGAAAACUUUGAAACAGCGAUGAAAUGAGUUGUUUAACAAUAUUGGAUAUCCAUCAGAAUCAAAGAAAUUGUGAAGAAACCUCGAAGUGGCGAGACUAUCUUCUUAUACUUUUAACUUUUAACAACUGAGCUUUAUAUGCUGUAAUAAUGAAUUCUGUUCACUUGUUUUCGUUGGUUUAACUUGAACUCUCUCCCUCUUUUUGUGAAACUUCAGCACUCUUUUAAUCGAAAUUUUCCCAGCCACGUAGAAUGCAACUUUUCCUUAGUUGAGUUCUUGUGAAAGUAUUCGGGUUGAUUCCAAGGUCAUUUAUUUUCAUCAUCGUAUAUUCCUUUCACUAAGGUAGCUUGCUAUUCACUGAACACUAAAAACAACGCUAGUGAAACAGUUCGUCCUGCUGUCUACCCAUGAUAAUCUCCGCCCUUAUACCCUAUGAAAGGCAUUGCUUGGAAGAGUGACAGGUUAUAUUAUUAUUUCUUUCCACUUCCAUUUUUUUGGUAGACGGAUGUACACCUACAUUGCGAAGAGUGGGACAGGCUGCUCAGUAGUGGGCAGUGGCAACCAGAAGAUAUAGUGAAAAAGCUACCAGAGUUUCUCGAGUUUGUCAAGGAAGUUCAAUCAUUUGUUGUUGCUGCCAUAAAGCGCAAUGGAAUAGAAAGAAAAGGUAAAAUUGAUGAAGAGCCAUAGACCUCAAGGCAUGGGCGAUGGCAUCGUCAAAACUAAAUACAUCUCUUGCAUAAAUAACAGCCUAACUAUAUCGUUAGAAAGAAAAAAAACUCAUGUCCAAAUUGCGAGAGUUUGCGUUGUUUGUAAUUUUGGUCUUGAUGUAAUUUUUCAGCAUGUCUAAAUGAGGUGGAACUGAAAAAAAUUAGCAAAGAUACUAUUGAAAGUUUUCGUUAUGAAGAAGAAUCACUGGUCGAUGGAACGAGGAAUAGAAGAAUGACAUUCAAGCAAUGAGGGCUUUUUCUCAAGGCACUGUUUGCCAGAGAAUUUCGGGGGCGUAAAGUGAGCAUUGCUAUAGCAUGCAAUUGCAAUCAUAUUGUGAAAAAUUAUCUGAAAAAUUUUGAGGAGUGCAUCGAUGCUCACACUGAGGCAAUAUUUCAAGAUUCAAGUAUACUUAGCGUUAAUGAUGUCUAAAAUCUGCAAUAGAUAAUUUACAUCUCAACGCACAGGUAGGAUAUAUCCAACAAAGGUUUCUGUUUCCCAACAGUACCAAAUGUUUAUACGCUUUGCUCUCAAAAUGCCUGAAUUGAAACUAUUCCUUUUGAUAAAAAUUUGUUGUUCAUUUUUUUUAAUUCCUUUCACUCCUUUUGAGCCCGGUUAUCCAUUACACAUAAUUAUAUUAAAAACGGUUUUGAUUGAGUCUGUUUCUUUUUGUACCCUGCCAUUUAUUUUGUCAUAAACUAAUGAGUCAGAAUGAGUCAAAAGGAGCCUUGUAGCUAAACCCGUUAUGGUUUCUCGUGGGCUUCUUUGCACUUUUAUUCUAUAGCUACUAACAUCACAAUUUCAAUGAUGGUUACAAAAGUACAACUUGAAAAUAGAUUUUUUUUAAUAACUAAACUACGAGUAUCUUUUCCGUUUGUUGCAGUUCCUCCAACGAUUCGUGCUCGAGGUCCUUUAGCUUUGGCAACCUACUUAAAUGCUUUAGCCGAUGGCCAAGCUUGUGUCAAGAGAGUGCCUCUAAUGAUAGUUGGACAAGAUCGGUCCGGUAAAACCAGCGUGAAGAAGUCUUUGAAAGGGAUUUGCUUCAACCCCGAUGAAGAUAGCACCCUGGGAAUUGAGGUCGAUCGUUUAAAGUAA
This is a messenger RNA of Pocillopora meandrina, 9322 nucleotides long. The record is from the annotation of a GenBank genome assembly. Lineage: Eukaryota; Metazoa; Cnidaria; Anthozoa; Scleractinia; Pocilloporidae.